This is a messenger RNA of Closterium sp. Naga37s-1, 525 nucleotides long. NCBI's taxonomy places the organism in Eukaryota, Viridiplantae, Streptophyta, Zygnematophyceae, Desmidiales, Closteriaceae. The record is from the annotation of a GenBank genome assembly.
AAGCGCCUCAGGUUUUCACCACUGAAGAACGGCUUCGUCAGACCUUGGCACAUCUGCCUCCGCCCUUGCCCCUUCUCUCUCAGAAUUCCGUGACAGCUGCACCUCUCGCCUCCUCAUCUCCACUCCCUGGGCUCAGCAUGACUGCCAUGACUUCCACCCCCCUUAUGGCGCUGGCAAAUAGCUAUCUGGACCUUCUUAAGGGGAGCCCUUCUUUGCAGCCUUUUAGCAGGAAUCUUUCUGUGCAAUCUCCCAGCCACUGGAGUCUGCUCAACAGAAACCUUCCGUUGCUUUUAUCCAGCCCCGGGGGGUCAUUUAACUCCGUAAACUCGCCCAUCCAUGUGACACCGACCCCAUUCAGUUCCAUGGAUCCAUCACUCAAUUGGUUAUCUCCUGCAGACGAACUCCAGAAGUUACAGGCAGCAGCCAGCAUGCUUCACGUGCCACCCGCUUAUGAUUGCAAGGAGUGUAGGAGGAUUUUUUCCCAGCCUGACGCUUUGGGAGGACACAUGUCCAGACAUAGACGAG